Molecule: messenger RNA, 1301 nt
Organism: Cinara cedri
Lineage: Eukaryota; Metazoa; Arthropoda; Insecta; Hemiptera; Aphididae
Source: the annotation of a GenBank genome assembly
GUACGAAUUGUGAGCUAUCAACUGCCAUGAAGUCAGUGGGAGAGGUAAUGUCAAUAGGUCGCACUUUUAAUGAAUCAUUGCAGAAAGCUUUACGUUCCCUUGAAACCGGACUAACAGGACUGGAUGAGGUGUUUCCUAAAGACACUGAUAUUGACUAUAUAAAAUCUCAGCUAGCUAAAUUACUACCCAACAGACUGCUAAUUGUUGCUGAUGCUAUGCGCUUUGGAGUUAGCAUCGAAGAAAUCAAUUCUAUUACUGGCUAUGAUUUUUGGUUUCUAUACAACAUAAAGCAAAUUAUCUUAGCUGAGCAAAAAAUUAAAGAAGGUGGAUUACCUGAAACUGCACAUGAAAUACUACAGCUAAAAAAAAUGGGUUUCUCGGACGCAAGAUUGGCUAAGCUGUCACGUACUGAAAUGACGUCAGAGCAGAUAGAAAGUAUCAGAAAAAAAUUCGAUAUUAAACAGGUCUAUAAGCGUGUUGAUACUUGUGCCGCUGAAUUUGAAUCUAGUACUGCUUACAUGUAUGGCUGUUAUGAAGGUGAUGUUGUAAAUAAAACUGAGUGCGAAGCAAGUGUCUCUAAUCGCAAUAAAGUUGUAAUUUUAGGUAGUGGACCAAAUCGCAUUGGCCAAGGCAUUGAGUUUGAUUAUGCAUGUGUGCAUGCAGUCUCUGCAGCUAAAGAAAUGGGAUUUGAGACAAUAAUGAUCAAUUGUAACCCAGAAACUGUUUCAACCGAUUAUGAUACCGCUGACCGUUUAUAUUUUGCACCUUUAGUUGCAGAGGAUGUGCUGGAAAUAUUGGAAAAAGAGCAAGAAAAUGGCCUGUUGGUAGGAAUAAUAGUUCAAAUUGGUGGCCAAACACCUUUGAAGUUAGCAAAAGUGCUUAAUGAGAGAGGUUUCAAAAUCNAAAUUCUAUCUGCCACUCAGUUGAAGAAGCUUUCAGCUGCAUAGAAAAAGUCGAGUUUCCAUUGUUAGUAAGACCAUCUUACGUUUUAGGUGGCCAGUCUAUGUCAAUAAAAUACAAUAUUGAGAGCUUUAAAGAGUAUGUUUUAAAUCAAACUAAGAUUUUCGAACAUGGUCCAUUGUUGAUUGAUAGGUUUUUAGUUAAUGCAGUUGAAGUUGAUGUUGAUGCAGUAUGUGAUGGAGAAAAUGUUUUCAUUGCAGCUAUUAUGGAACACAUAGAAGAAGCUGGUAUUCAUUCAGGUGACUCAACAUGUUCAAUGCCAACAAAUACAUUAGAUAAUGAGAUAAUUAAAGAAAUUAAAUCACAAACCACAAAAAUAGCCCGUGCAUUAAGAGUUAUAG